This is a messenger RNA of Mugil cephalus (flathead mullet), 4229 nucleotides long. Its product is annotated as G-protein coupled receptor 22. The coding region runs from base 532 to 2220 and encodes 562 amino acids. The record is from RefSeq and is a predicted model, not a curated record. Gene Ontology annotation, molecular function: peptide binding; G protein-coupled receptor activity. Lineage: Eukaryota; Metazoa; Chordata; Actinopteri; Mugiliformes; Mugilidae. Gene Ontology annotation, cellular component: membrane. The transcript has 2 exons. Gene Ontology annotation, biological process: G protein-coupled receptor signaling pathway.
UGAGAUGGAGCGACUCCUCUCCGGCGAGCGGUUAGUGCACGAUCAUGCGUUUAGCCGCUCCGUGAGUGGGAUGAUGUGCAAGUCCGCGGCAUAAAAGUGCGGACUGGUGUGGCGCGCUGUGUUGAGCGUGGAAUUAAAAGGAAGAAAAAAACCCGCCAAAGCACUGUGGUAUCACCUCAGUUGUGAGCGGACAGCAGUCACUACCGCGCUCUGUAUCUGCAGCCGUGGAGCUCCCCACCGCUGUAAUAUUUAUGACUAAACGGAGGCACAUUAUUCUGGUCACGUUUUAGGCUGACAGCCGGCUGUCCUGGAGAGCGCCGGAGUGAACCGAGGUCCAGUGCUGUAGAAAGCGCAGCGCACCGACACCUGCAGUAGGAUGUAAAGGGAAUUCCCACUGACCAAACUGAUCCAACCAAAGAUCCUGUCAUCACCUUCAUUGCUGUCUCAUUUGAGCCAGAGGAAAAGGAAACAUAGAACAUGAUCUGGUGUGGAGGCCACUGUUGCUAUGUGUGACGAACUGCUGUGGUGUCAAUGGAAACCGAAGGCUAUCGUGACCUCCUGGAGACCAGCGAUGGUCAGGGGGUAGGCCUGCUAGAUGGAGGGAGAGAGGUGGGUGAAGAGGAGGGCUGGAGCACACCCUACCCUCUCGGCUUUCAGGUGUCUUUGACCACUGUGCUGAUGCUGGAGCUCGUGCUGGGCUUCAGCAGCAACCUGACCGUGCUUGUGCUCUACUGUGCUCAGUCUAACCUCGUGGAUUCCGUCAGUAACCUGGUCACUGUCAACCUCCAUGUGCUCGACAUACUGGUCUGCUUGCUGUGUCUGCCUCUGACUGUGGCUGUGAUCCUUCUACCAGCCAGUGAAAGUGGGGUUGGAAGCCUGGCCACGCUUUGCUGCUUUCACGAGGCCUGCGUCACAUUCACCAGUGUGGCCACAGCGGUCAACGUGUUAGUGAUCAGUUUGGACCGAUACGACAUCUCAGUGCGUCCGGCCAGUCGCCUGCUGACACCCAGGCGUGCUGCACUGCUCCUGGCAGCUGUGUGGGCCGUGUCUCUGGCUGUUUUCUUCCUGCCCUUCCUUGAGGGAGACUUCUUCUCUUCAAGUGCUGAGGAUGCUGAGGACGAUGAGCCAGAAAGGCAGGGCAAUGACUCUGAGCUCACCACUGGGCUGACCACCAUUUUUUCCUCCCUCUCUCCUUCCUUAUUACCCUCUACUCCCCCUUCAUACCCUUCACACCAUCUGCCUCCAUUAUGGCAGAACAGGACACUGCUGUGUGUUGGAGGACAGGGGUAUUACACAGGCAUGGCUAUGUAUUACCAUUUGUUACUCCAAGUGCCCUGCUUCUUCAUAGCUGUGGCAGUCAUGUUGUUCACAUACUCCAGGAUCCUCCAAGCCCUCAACAUCCGCAUCGGCUCUCACAUGAUGAGGAAUACACGUUCAAAGGACUCCACCUGCCGCAUACGCUGUAGGAGGCGGAGGAGGAAGGACCUCAACUUAUCAACAGAGGUAGUGUCCCCCAACCAGAACCAGAACCUCUCCCACCCUCCCCUCAUCCCCUCUCCCACCCCUACACCAACGUCACCGCCACCACUUUCUUCCAUGCCCCAAGGGAUGUCUGACAGCGGAGCGACAGUCACCACUGUCAGUACCGCUGCCACCACUCCCAUCGCAACCACACCAGCAACCCCUGUCUCUCCAACCCUAGCUUCAACAUCAGCCCAGGCCCACUCCACUACACCUCUGCCUGCCUCCUCCAUGGGUGUCCAGGCUUCGGUUUCUGCCAUCAUCGCCUUGCGUCGGGCGGUGCGCAGGCACAGAGACCGAAGGGAACGUCAACGCCGUGUCCUAAAAAUGUCCCUAAUAAUCAUAUCCACCUUUCUGGGCUGCUGGGCCCCUCUGUCCGCAGUCAAUGUCCUGAUCCUGUGCAUGGGUCCCAGUGACAACCUGGUACGGAUCCGUCUGUGCUUCCUGGCGAUGGCUUAUGGAACCACCAUUUUUCAUCCUCUGCUCUACGCUUUCACCAGGCAGAAACUGCGCCGUGCCCUAAAGACACGUGUUAAGAAAAGGGUUGUGUCACUUCUGCAGGUAGACCCAGCUCCCAGUGGGGGGACAGUUAUCCAUAACUCCUGGGUGGAGGGGGGAGGCCAGAGAAAGAGCCGUAAGCCGCGGGUUGAGGCCAGUGAUGGCACCGAUCGAUGCCUCACAGAUGCAGUAAGGGAAUGAGGCUGGUCUUCAGAGCGUGCUUGCAUGAGCGAGUGUGUGUGUGAAUCUGAAGAAUUGUGUGUAUCUUAAGAUGGAAAUAGAUGGUGAGAAUAGGUGUGCAUAUAAUCAGGUGUGAGGCAAAUGAGAACCAGUUUAUAAAGGUCAAUCCCACGACUGCUGGUUCCAUUCAGAUGUGGAGUGAGGUGUAAUUAAGUCUUGCUCUCUGCUCUGCUUACACAGGCCAGGGUGGUGCGUGCAAGCAUUAUGACAACACUAUAGACACAACUACUGAAAAUACUAGUGCUCUCAUCUUAUUGCAUAAGGGAUAGAUAACCACUAAUGAAUACAAUACAUACAGUACAUGCAUACAGUAUUGCUACUGCGUGCACUUCAAACUUGCAUGUGCAUGUACAUAUGCACAGACAGACACACACAGCACACUGAUCUGUAUUUAGUCAUAAUCUGUGAAAGCACACCAAUAUCUACCUGCACAGAUAUUCUCAGUGAGACAAAUAUUAAUGGAAGUCUGCGUUUCUUCUUUUGUUCCCCUUAUUUUCUCAUGCCUUAAUUGAGUUCUAAGUAUAUUCUCAUGGUGCUGAAUGUCCUGCUGUAUGUUUACAACGAUGUAUCAACGUAGAGCGUAACUGUUUGCACAUACUAUACUCGGUAUAGCAAAUUAAAGGCAGAAAAAUGCAAGUGUUCAGAUUCAAAGUUUACAGACUCACAUAAACGUACCAGAAAACUGCAAAAAAAAAAAAAAGAUUCAGAUUUGAUUUUCAGUAAGCACCAUGUUGUAGAAGAAUGUGUGUGCAUUAAACUAAAAGGCAUGAGUUUUUUUUUAUUAUUGGUCUUAUUUAUUAUUAUUAUUAUGGGAAUAGUUGUUACAAAUGUAUUUGUGCAUUUGCACCUGCAUUUGUAUGCAUGUGUGUGUGUGCGUGCGUGCGUGUGUGUGUGUAUACAACCAAUGUGUGAUUGCGUUGAUGACCAAACGUGUGUGUCCAUGAAUAUGUGCAAUAAACCGUGAGCAAAGCAAUGACCCCCUAGGUUGAGAACUAAUAGAAUGUGAACACAAAAUUGUUGGUUUUCUGUUUAUGGUUUAGAUUUUGGGGGGAAAGAAAGGACAAGGGACUUCAUGUUCUAACUAACAACAGGAGGCUGCUGGACGUAACAUAAAAGCAAAUUAUAUGGAGCAAUUGUAUCUAGGUGUAUAUGACAGGCCAUUGUAAUACUACUGAAAUCGUAUCACUUCAGUUUUAAAGUGGGAAUUAAAGGGCAAUAUUUUGUGAAAACUUUAUUUACAUUUUUUUUCUCAAGUCACUGCAGGUUAACAAGUAUCAUAAAGUUGAGAAAUGGAAAAACACCAUGGGACAUCUCCUUGUGUUAUCCGCUUGUUGCUCUGGAUGGCAGAGUCACUGCUUUUGGACAUUACUUUGAACGGCUGCAGAGACUGUCAGCUUCUGGAUCGAGUCCCGGACAUGUUAAAAUAUCUCUCUCUCCUCAGGGCUUCGUCUCUCUUUUCAAAACUUGCUGGACAAAACUACAAUAAGCCAGCCCUCAGUCAGCAGAUGUAUAAUGGGUGUUACAUUAGGUAAAGAUUUAUGUCACUAAGUAGAGUACACUUUUAACUUUGUAUGGACUUGGAGUCUCCUUGAGCUAUGGGCUAUCUCUUCUUUCAUCCUCACCCCUUUUACACUAUUUGUGAGCCAGACAGAAGACAAUAACUCUUGUGUAUUCAUGUACAUUUUUCAGGGAUGUAAAUACUUAAGUGUCUGAUUUGGGUUUUAGUCUGAAAAACCUUUUUCUUUGGCCACAAUCAUCUGCCGGACAGAAAAUCAGCCAUUGUGAUAAACUCUUAACGAGUUGGAAGGUUACUGUAAAGAGAAGAUACAUGUAAGUGAUUUGUGUUAAUACUGUAUGUGUGUACACUGUAUUGUACAUUUAUGACGUGUAUAGAGAAAUAUUAGUAUUGUACCAGAUUUAUAUUGAGUGUUAUUGAAUAGACAGACUCUGUAUUAAAAAAACUCAUCUAA